UGAGGGAAAACAUUUACCGGCUCACUCUAAACUCAACCAAAAUAAGCAAGAAUAAGUUUUUUUUUUUUUUUAAAAGCGGGGUUUUUGUUUUGUUAUUAUUUACCAAGCAAUUUAAAGGGAAUCGAGGCGUGGGUGGCUAGCUAUGGGAUUUUUUUUUUCUCUCCUCAAAUGUUGGUCGGUGGUGGAAGAGGAGGGGUUGGUAUGGGCUUUACCAAGCUAGCGGACGGCAUUACGCAGACUGGCUGAACAAGUUUAAAUGGUUGUCAAAGUGGACAAAGUUGCCUUAAACUCAACUCGGGGGGUAAACACGACUGUGAGGGAGCGAGCGGAAACGCUAACGCGGCUGUUGUGUGUGUGGUAUAAGCGUAAUAACGCGUAAUAACGUUAGCACGUCCCCCCCCCCUCAAACGCUAGCCUCCUGUGAGCUAGCGAGCCAUGGCCGUGCUCGGUUGUUAUGGACCAAACACGGUUUAACGGGACUCUCUAAUGGAAGUAGCGUCGUGUUUUCUAUUUGUUUUACAUUUUAUACAAGUUGCCGACUAUUAGCCACACGUGUUUUUACUCAAAACACGAUAUAUCGACGGCACGUCGAGCAGACAGCGUUGUUUAGUUGUUGAACCAGUUUUGGGGGAUUCACGCUGUGUGUUCAGUACGGUAACGAAACUUGGGGGAAUGACUAAAAGCUUCUUGUGUGAGAGGAAACGAGAAGGGGAGAAAGGACAAAAAAAAAAGAAAAACGCAGGAAAAAAGAAACUGAGGAAAUCCCCCGAAAGGAAAUGCCAAUCGCAGCCGCUGGACAGCCAACGACUCAGGAGCCCAGAGUUUGCCCCCGACUGCCCUCCACCCCGGAGCCUGUCCCUAAAGGGGCUGAUUUAUUCGACGAGGCGGGGGCGGCGGAGUCGGCAGAGCGAACAGAGUACGGGGGCGCGGAGGGGGGCAGAGGACUCGGGGGCUAUAGUUACAGCCAGAGCGGCGCUAGGGGCUUUGUACAGCCCGGAUCCAUCAACGCUUCUCCGCCGCAGUCCCCAGCCGCGUCCUCCUCUUUUCUUUUCCACCCCCUUCACUCCCACCAAAUGGCCAUGGAGCCCCCAAGGACUCGAUCGCGUUCUCGCUCUGGAUAUUACCAGCAGUACGGUGGUGGGAAUGGCAACGGAAUUACCGGCAGCGGAGUCAUGGGAUCUAACCAUCAUCACCAUCACCACCACCACCAGCAUCACCAGCAGCAGCAGCAGCAGCAGCAACUACAUCCUCAGCAGCAGCAGCAGCACGGUGCCGGUUGCGCUCCACUUGGAGCUCACGGCAACCACUCGGAGAACCAGCCGCGACCCCCAGGAAGUAACGCCUCUCCCGGCAUUCAGAGGCUUUCUUCGGUUCCCGGAGCGCACCGCAUCCCGGCGGCAGGAGCCUCUGGCGGGUCCUACCACUGCCACCCAGACCAUGCAUAUGGAGAGGAGAGCGAUAAGAGUGAGGAAAGCCCCAGUCCAAAACGCCAGAGGCUGUCCAGUCAGUCUGUAUUGGAACAGCUAACCUCAUCCGCUCCCCCACCGUCCACCCCAUCUCCCCCCAUCCGACCCUGGGAGUCAGGACCCCCAAGUCGGAGACAACCUCACCCCCACACACACUACCACCAGGAGAGAUGCCUCACUCCUGCUCGGCACAGGCGCAGCCCGCCAGCGAGGCGUCAACGUGGUCGUCUCUCUAGACCCACCCGUCACCUGCCUUCCCAUCACCACCCCUCCACCCAAGGCCCUCCACCUCGUCUGUCGCCAUCAGAGCUCCAGGAUGAGAACUACCACCGCAACCCCCAUCCCUCCACACACCAGACAUACCCAACACACACACCCAGCGCCUAUGGCCAGCCUCCUUCAGCGGGAGGCGGGGGGUCAGGUUUGGAGGAGCCCAGAGCUUUUCACCCUCCCACCUUGUCGCCACGACUACUGCACCCGGCUGCUCACCACCACCACCACCAUCACCAUCAGCAACAGCAUCAUGCAACACAACAACAGCAAGGAGCCAUGGUCAUGGACUUGCAUGAACAGCUGCAGCAGGCCAGUGUACCAGUGUCCUACACAGUGACCCCCGUCCCUCCACACGGUCUCGCAGCACCUUUGUGUAGCGGCCAGCACCUUCCCCCUACCUGUUCCUCACAACAACAAGUCCCCGCCUGCAGCGUGGUCUUCAGCACUGGACAACACUACCACCCGAUGCUACAGGCAUGUUCAGUGCAACAUUUGCCGGUGCCCUACGCCUUUCCUUCUCUGCUGUCAAGUGACCCUCAGUUCCUGCUUCCCCAUCCACCCCACCUCUCUCACCACCCGCCACACCUCCCCUCACCCGGACAGUUCCUACCUUUCCAGACACAACAACCACGAUCGCCCUUACAGAGGAUCGAAAAUGAGGUUGAGCUUUUGGGAGAGCAGCUUUCAGUGGGUGGAGGCUUCAGCUAUGCCCACCAUCAUCACCACCAUCAUCACCAGCCUCCCUCCACCCUGCCGCCCUCCACACCACUCCAGUUCCUCUCGCACCACGACCCCCUGUCGCAGGAGCUCUUUACAGUGCCCUAUCCCCACUUUAUGCCUCGCCGAUUCACAAGCCGGCGUUACCGCUCUCAGCAGGCUGUACCCCCAUCACCCUACCACCCGAGCUUCCUGCCUUACUUCCUGUCCAUGCUUCCUGUACCCCCAAAUGUGGCCCCCACUAUCAGCCUAGAGCUGGACGUGGACGACGGAGAGGUGGAGAACUAUGAGGCCCUGUUGAACCUCGCAGAACGUUUAGGAGAGGCAAAGCCCCGCGGUCUAACUAAAGCAGAUAUAGAACAGCUUCCAUCAUACAGGUUCAACCCCAACAACCAUCAGUCUGAGCAAACACUGUGUGUGGUAUGUAUGUGUGACUUCGAGUCUCGCCAGCUCCUCAGGGUCUUGCCCUGUAAUCACGAGUUCCACACCAAGUGUGUAGACAAGUGGCUUAAGGCUAACCGAACCUGUCCUAUUUGUCGAGCCGAUGCCUCUGAGGUCCAGCGGGAUUCUGAGUGACCUCAUAUCAAGACUCAGCACCCGCAAUCCCGGACUCCCUUUUGGAUGCACCAACCGAUCAGUGAACUCCACUCCUUCUAUUACACACCUCCCGCUCACUAACACAUUCUGCCACAUAACUGGGACCAGUGCUCUUUUAAUCCUCCAGGACAUUGAACAGUAGUUCUCAUCUGGGAUCAGCAACUUUCUACCGAUUCAUGCUCACUUUAUCGCUGGACUUCAUAGACCUUCUGUUUUGGACUUUUUCGCCCCUACUACUCUGCCUUCUGCUCUUGGUUAACCCUUACUAUGAAUGGCCUUUGAAACACAUACACACAGUGUCAUGUGCAGGUGGACAUAUAUAAGUGUAUUUUUUUAAACGCAUUAUGAGCCCUUCCAAACUGAUGCGACCUGUUCAGUCUUGUAGGUGACGGGCGGGGGGAAAAGCCUUCUGUAUAGUUGUACUAACAAACAUUUAGGAAGAAUUUGGCAGUCCAAAGAUUAUGAUAAUGUCAUUGUUUUUAUUCUGGUUAUAAUUAAGCAUCCACAUUUUGGCCCACAGAGACUGUCAUUUUUUUUUACUAGACUCAUUCUAAUUGCAGUUGAACCGUAUCAGUCCAUUUUAAUUUCCGUGUGUUUAUUCUUGCAUUCCUCUGUGUGAGAGCAGUUUGAGCUGUAUGAGGUGAAACAAAGAUACUGUACACUGUGUGUCAAAGAGUGAGCUACUCUGGAACAACGGAAAAAUGUACUUUAUUUUCUCUAUACGUGUGUCUGUGUGAAAGUGCCUGUGUGUGUCCUUGCACUUGUGUGUGUGUGUGUGUGUGUGUGUGUGUGUGUGUUACUCCUUCUGUGGUAUUUAUACAGCUCAUGUGGUAUGCAGUGCAUUGACUUCCUAAAUCCUGUUUCUUUUUUCACUCUACGUCACAUAGAUUUAGACUCACUGGAGGUUGUGGGUAACGUCAGACUGUUUUUAUAGCAAAGAUUCGUUCAAAAAUCAAAGUUCAAAUUAAAAGUGCAGGACCAAGGGCACCUCCAGGGAAGUCAACAAUGCUUUUGUGUCAUGCCAUUAUCACGCUUUGACGCUCUGUCACUCCAUGUCAACCCUUCUGCAUUGUUCAUGUCUCUCAAGCUAGUAAAGGCCGGAGGCUUUUGAAAGACAUUUUUCAUGACAUAUUAUGUCCUUAACCUAAAGGAAACAGAUCAGGACUAUUUAUCUUCCACGACAUAUCCACUAAGCUCUAACCCAAGGCACAUCAUGUGAAUACAGUUGGAUCCUACAGAGCUUGACAAGGUGGAUGCAAAGCAUUCAUUAAAAAUGUCAUCAAAACGCUCACUUUACUAGCUUUCUAAUGGGAAUGAGGCCUUUUUUUUAUGUGUCUAUCUGUCUUAGUACCCAGGCAGAAUUCUGUAAGUGUUGCUAAAUAUGGAUGCUAUGUUUUUGUCCACCAUUGACAAGGAACAAGUUUGAAGAGACUUAUAAGGUCACAGAGAAAUCUACUGUUUCACCAGACGGUGGAUUUGACACUUGAGCACUUUAAUACAUAGAUUUAAGACCUACACACUCUUUUCAUCCUGAACAAACCACUGAUCAGUUUCCCACAGUCCCACGUGUGUAUGCGAACAAACAUUUAAAAACAUACAGUAUAUGUUCUCCGCGUCAUCUUCAUACAGUAUCAGUUCCUUUUUUAUAUUCUUCACACUGCACAUCUGUUUAUUUCCAGAGGUUUUAGGGGCUCUGUUUUGUACUUUAUCUCUGUAAGGCCUAUGUCAGCAUGUGAUAAUGUGACUCAGAGAUGUUCACCUCAUGCACAGAGCAAGCUUUCUAAUGUAAUUUAUCACUAUUUAUCACAAUUGGUGUUUUGUGUCCAGAUGACAACCUAACAUAGGCCUUAUAGAGACAAAAAGUUUGGUUUGGAAAAGUUCUGCCAGGCACCUGCAGUGUCUUACAUCUGAGAUGCCUUUUAUAAAGCUUCAUUUUCUCCUGGUACUUGUAUUUAUCCAGUGUCACCACAUCACACCAUUACAUUUUUUUGCUAAACCAACAGUGUGUCAUUGUCCAGGAAGAUGAAUUCAUUGUUUUCUAAAACUCUUCCUCAGCGUAGUCCGUGUAUAAAGUCAUGUAAUAUCCAUGGGAAUGGAGGGAAGGUAUAUUUUCUGUCAUCUUUUUUUCUUGGGGGGGCCUGACUGUAUGCAUCCAUUUUGUGUCUUAGGAUUGUUUUUGUUUUUUUAUGUUGGACAGUUUUUGUUGUUGUUGUUGCUUGGUACACUAGCAAUUACCUCAGUCCCACUAUUUAUGUCUUUUCAGAAAAUGGCGCAACCAGUAUGAUUAGUGCUUAUUGAUUUAUUUUGCUAAUCUUUUUUCCAUGCAAGUUGUUGGGUUGUUUGGACAUUUUUCCUUUUAAACUCUAUGAAACUCUGUCAUUAAAAUGGUGUCAUAAUAGUUUCAUUAUGUAUUAUAUCUGUAACCAAAAUCAUUUGAAGGCCUGUUAUGAUGAUAAUGAAAUUUUUAACAAACAUUUGUACAUUUUGUAUGAGAGUUAUUACUAGUAAUACUUUAUUAAGUAGUGCAAUGAUUUUUUUAAUCCCUUACCCCGUCUUUUGGAUUUCAAAAGCUGGUUCAAUAAUAAAUGUAUAACAUCCUCUUCUAAAA
This is a messenger RNA of Larimichthys crocea (large yellow croaker), 5661 nucleotides long. It is a transcript of the gene rnf38, whose product is annotated as ring finger protein 38. The transcript has 13 exons. The record is from RefSeq and is a predicted model, not a curated record. Gene Ontology annotation, biological process: protein ubiquitination. Lineage: Eukaryota; Metazoa; Chordata; Actinopteri; Sciaenidae. Bases 777 to 3032 code for a protein of 751 amino acids. Gene Ontology annotation, molecular function: ubiquitin protein ligase activity.